This is a messenger RNA of Dovyalis caffra, 1689 nucleotides long. The record is from the annotation of a GenBank genome assembly. Lineage: Eukaryota; Viridiplantae; Streptophyta; Magnoliopsida; Malpighiales; Salicaceae.
AUGCCAGAAUGGAAAUUUUGGUGUUCUUCGGCUGGAGUUGAUGAAGUUGAAGAAGAAUUUCCUAGGCUUUCUGAGCUUACUUUAUGGAAUUGCCCCAAGUUGAGAGGCAAAUUACACAGCUGCCUUCCUUCCUGUGUAAAGGUUACGAUUGCAAAAUGCCCAUUGUUGGUAGAUUCACAUGAAAAACUACCAGUGCUUAGUGAACUGAGAUUAGAAGAAUGCAAUGAGGUGACACUUAAAUGCAUGGUUGAUAUCUCCUCCCUAACUACAUUGAACCUUAGGAGCAUGUCAGAGCUUACAUGUUUGGAGGACUUUCUGCUGUCACAGGCAACACUUAAAGUUCUGGUGAUUUCCAAUUUCCCCAAACUAAACUAUUUGUGGCAAAAUGGAACUGGAUUGGAAAAUCGUGAACAUCCUCAUUUUAUGUCAUUGACAGAGAUUGGUAUGUCCAGCAGGACUCCUAAAAGUUCAAAAUUGUUGAGCUGUGAUAAACUGGAGCUUCUGCCAAUCCACAAGGUGCACAGCCUUUUGUCUCUUGAGGAUCUGUGUAUUGAAUCAUGCCCCAAGCUUGUGUCCGUCCCUGAGGCUGGACUUUUAUUAUCACUCAGACAUCUGGUAUUUCGGGAUUGUAAAGCUCUUAAAUCUCUCCCGGAUGGUUUGUGCAAGUGUCCUCUUGAAGACUUGGAGAUAGAAGAGUGUCCAUCACUCAAAUGCUUUCCAGGAGGCAUGUUACCUACGACGUUAAAAGGGUUGAAGAUUCGAUACUGUGCGGGAUUAUGGUCUCUACCAGUGGGGAUGAUGCACAAUGAAAAUGGCCCUGACACCUUGCGUCAUUUUGAGCACUUGGAGAUAAUUGGUUGUCCAUCUAUCACAUCCUUUCCUGCUGGGAAAUUACCAACUCGACUCAAGACAUUAAAAAUUUGGGAUUGUUCUCAAUUGGAGCCACUUUCUGAAAGGUUGCUGCAUGAUGAUAUGUCCCUUCAAUACAUAGCCAUUUCGGAUUGCGAAACUCUGACAAGUUGGCCUGAGUGCCUUAGCAGCUUCAAGCUUCUUACUGAAUUGAAUUUGAGUAAUUGUUCUGAUCUCAAAUGCUUUCCAGGAGUUGGCCCCUUCCUCCCUAGCCUCAGAACGUUGAAUAUUUACAAUUGCAAAAAGCUCAAGUCUCUGCCCAAUGAGUUGCAAAAACUCACAUCUCUGCAUGAACUGACAAUUUGUAGCUGCCCAGCUCUUGAAUCCUUUCCAAACGGGUAUCUGCCUCCAAACUUGACAUCACUUGAGGUCUGGGAUUGUGAUAAUCUUGACAGGCGCCUUUCAAACUGGAACUUGCAAAGUCUAGCCUUUCUUAGAGAUUUUAGUAUAGCUGGUGGAUGUUUUUCAGACACUGUAACCUUUCCAGAUGAGGAUUGUCUGCUUCCCACAACUCUAACUUCUGUUUGGAUUGGAAGACUUCCAAAUUUGGAAUCUCUAUCCAUGCAGCUCCAAAGCCUUGCAUCUCUAGAAGAGCUAGAGAUUGUUGAUUGUCGUAAAUUGAAGUCCUUGCCAAAGGAAUGUCUACCUCGUGCACUUGGAAGAUUCAGCAUCAGGGACUGUCCAUUGCUGACUUGGCGCUGCUCCAAGGAGAAAGGAUUGUACUGGCCAUUGAUAUCCCAUAUCCCUUGUGUGGAGAUAAUUGAUGGCAAUGACAUGUAG